Exaiptasia diaphana is the source of this 1475-nucleotide messenger RNA. RefSeq names its product tumor protein p73. Gene Ontology annotation, cellular component: nucleus. The transcript is spliced from 11 exons. Bases 56 to 1009 code for a protein of 317 amino acids. The record is from RefSeq and is a predicted model, not a curated record. Gene Ontology annotation, biological process: apoptotic process; regulation of transcription by RNA polymerase II. Lineage: Eukaryota; Metazoa; Cnidaria; Anthozoa; Actiniaria; Aiptasiidae. Gene Ontology annotation, molecular function: RNA polymerase II cis-regulatory region sequence-specific DNA binding; DNA-binding transcription factor activity, RNA polymerase II-specific.
GGUGCGGUGUGAAGAUUGCGCGUCUUUUUGUGUUGUGUUUAUACAAAACAGAAAUAUGGUCGAUUAUGACAAUUAUGGCUUUCAAGUCACCUACAGCAACGAGACUUUCGGGAAUAGUUUCGCUGCCAACAAUUGCAAGCACACGUACUCAAAGUUGCUAGAUGUGGUAUUCAUACGUAGACUAUGCUUAUGUCCUUUUACAAUCAAGACUAAAACAAUGCCUCCACAAGGAUCAUAUGUGAGAGCCGUCUGUUUUCUCAGAAAUAGUGCUGUUCCUAUCCAAAGAUGCAGUCGACACAUGGCUCAUGAAUUUCAACAGGAGAAUGAGGUUGACAAAGUUAGUUUUAUGAGGUGUCAUAAUCCAAGUGCUGUAUACGAGAUCACCCCUGAAGGACACAUAUCAAUAGUCUUUCCUGUGGGUUAUUUUAUUAAUGAAGAUAGCUUACUCUCAGGGAAGAUUGAAAACUUUGAGUUUAAAUGUGCAAAUAAUUGCAUCUCCAACAAGCAGAAAACUCCUCUUGCUUUCGUAUUCACCAUAGAAAAGGAUUAUGCUGUCCUUGGAAGACAAACUUUGAAUAUCAAUAUUUGUGCAUCGCCUGGUCGUGACAUGAAAAAUUGGGAAAGAACCUCAGUGUUAAGGGCACAACCAAUACAGGCUUUGUCACUCUCAAAUCAACAAAUUAGGAAAAGAAAACCUGAAGAUGACGAAGAUGCAGAACACUCAACAUCUAGUGAGUUAACCCCCAAACAAAGCAUUGAAUCUAGAGUGAAAGAAGGCUUAGAGGCUCUUGAAGUAGUACCUAAACAAGUCAUUGAGUACUACAAACAACUCAGAGAUGAUCAUGUUAAGAGUGAACAUCCUCACUCCUGGCCCAUUUGUCACUCAUGUUAUCAAGCAUUAGAUAUUACUAAGUUCUCUGCACCAACUCCCCCAGGAAAUGACAAACUCUCAACAGUACRAUACACUCUCAGAAGACUACUGGUGCCAUUCAGUUGCAGGUUGCGUUAGUUCUAUUUACUACCAUAUAAUUGCUGAUAACUGAAUGUUGCUGGUGCAACUGUAUUCCUUAAUCACAAAGAUGCUUAAGGUGAAUAAGUUCAAACAAAGUUAAGAUGAAAAAAAUAUUAAAAAUGUAAUUUAUGACAAAAAACUGUUUCAGUACAUUUGUGUUACAAAUUUUAGUAACCAUGUUAUCAGAUAUAAGUUGUGUUAUAUCAUGUUGGUUUGUUACUGUUCAUUUAAGCAACAUAGGGAUCCUGUGGCCAUGUGAUCCACARGCAUGUAAAUCAAAUGAAGCCAUAUUACAUCAAAAAUGGUCUACAAAAUGUGUUGGUUAGGUGUAGAGAAAAAUGUUAGAGUCUUAUAUUAAGAAGCGUUCUGAAAAUAAUGUUAUAUUGUAUAUAUUGUGUUGAAGAAAAGGUAAUACAAAAUAAUGUAUAAUAUUGGUUUAUUUGCAAUUAAAAGAUUUUAUGAU